AUGCAGAUCUUCGCUAUCCUCUCCUCUGCUGCCGUCGCCUCUGCCGCCAUCAUGGGCAAGCGCGACACUGUCUACGCCGUCUCUGACUUCAGCGCCGGCUGCAUCCCCCACAGCACUCAGUGCCUCUACAACUUCGGUGUCCUCCAGACCGGCACCAUGGAGACUACUCCCGUCACCUGCAAGGCUCUCGUGAGCGCAAACACCGACGGCACUCUGCCCGACGUCCAGGAGGGUACCUGCGAGGAGUCUUCCCGUACCUUCUCCGUCGUCCGCAGCGACGCCGGCCUCACCCUCACCGUCUCUCAGCCCGUCACCCCCAGCUCCAACCAGACUGGCUCUCACCUCCUCCCCAGCGACGAGUUCGCGAUCUCCAACGAGCCCAACGCUGUUGUCGAGAGCUACACUGGCCCUACUGCUUUCAACUUGGAGUAA
This is a messenger RNA of Truncatella angustata, 432 nucleotides long. Its product is annotated as hypersensitive response-inducing protein. The transcript is spliced from 2 exons. The record is from RefSeq and is a predicted model, not a curated record. NCBI's taxonomy places the organism in Eukaryota, Fungi, Ascomycota, Sordariomycetes, Amphisphaeriales, Sporocadaceae. The coding region runs from base 1 to 432 and encodes 143 amino acids.